UCGCAAGACGACACACCAACCGAUCAUGAGAGCUCAGCGACCAGUGGUGAUAAUGGCUGCCAUGAUGGCCGUGAUGUCCGUGGCAGCGGCUGGUGGUGGAGGCGGAUAUGGCGGCAGUGGAGGAGGUGGAUUUGGCGGAGGACAUGGAGGUGGUGGAUUCGGAGGUGGUGGAUUUGGUGGAGGAAACGUCGGUGGUUUUGGCGGGGGACACGGCAGCGGUUUUGGAGGUAGCAGCUCCGGAGGCUACGGCGGAAGCAGCGGAGGCGGAAGUGUAUCCGCAGGAGUCUUGGUUGGCAGCGGGUCCCUUCCGAGCGGCGGCGGAGGCGGAUACGGAGGCGCAAGCGGAGGCGGCUUCGGAGGUGGAAGUGGGAGCGGUUUCGGAGGCAGCUUCGGAGGCGGACAUGGAGGCAGCUUCGGCGGUGGAAAUGGAGGCGGUUUCGGAGGUGGCUUUGGGGGCGUCGGAGGUGGUCACGGAGGCAGCUUCGGAGGUGGAAAUGGAGGCGGUUUUGGUGGCGGAAGUGGAAGCAGCGGCUACGGGAAAUAAACUGAUUACAUAAAUUAAA
This is a messenger RNA of Penaeus monodon (black tiger shrimp), 563 nucleotides long. RefSeq names its product glycine-rich cell wall structural protein-like. Bases 26 to 544 code for a protein of 172 amino acids. The transcript is spliced from 2 exons. The record is from RefSeq and is a predicted model, not a curated record. NCBI's taxonomy places the organism in Eukaryota, Metazoa, Arthropoda, Malacostraca, Decapoda, Penaeidae.